This is a messenger RNA of Fusarium redolens, 1059 nucleotides long. RefSeq lists its product as uncharacterized. The transcript is spliced from 3 exons. The record is from RefSeq and is a predicted model, not a curated record. The coding region runs from base 1 to 1059 and encodes 352 amino acids. Lineage: Eukaryota; Fungi; Ascomycota; Sordariomycetes; Hypocreales; Nectriaceae.
AUGUUGGGCUUCAAUCGAAUAGUGCAGCUGCACAUAGUCUUGUGCUGGCUUCUGACUCUAUGCCUCGCAAAAGAUGACGAAAACUAUGACAACUCGACUAAUUAUAGGCCUCGCAACGUUACAGGCCUCGGUGACUUUUAUCAAUGGGUCGGAUCUUACUAUAACGCGACUGCAGAGGUCGAGCUGAAACCUGUCUUUGGAGACGUCUGGAAUGAGACCCUGUUCGGUGCUAACUACACGGAUAAUCUAUGUUCUGAGCUAAAGAACUCUACCCAAACCGUCAAAUACGACGCCAUUCUGAGUAUCCUUGAGAAAGGCCGCUGGAACGCUGGAAGUAACUCUGUUAUCUUCUGGCUAACGCUUAUACCAAAAUCCUCAGCGCCGUUUAAUGUAUCCUCCCUGGGUGCUGAUUUUACAUAUACAUCUCAAUCUAGGGGACUUCAAUUUCCCCUGUAUUCUGUUUAUCCAAGCCCAGGCGGAUAUUGGCGCCCCAAGGAAGGGAGGGGUCCUGAUAUUUUCAACUUUACGACUAGCCAGACUAAAUCUGGAGCCUAUAACCUCAGCGCAAUACUUGAACGCAACAUGCCGGAAUCGUAUUCGUCGAAUCUAAACCUCAGCAUGCCAGUAUGCAACACUACUGAGCUCAGCGGCGACUACAGCGUCGGGGUGCAGGAGCUCCAAUCUUGGGAUACGGAGGGCUGGGAUGACUUUCAAUACCCUAAUAUCAGCGUUCAGUUCGACGAUAAGACAGCGAACCUGACUAUGGAUGCUGUCUUCUCUGCGAGUCCAUAUGUGUGGCCUAACGUGAGUGAGUGGUCGGGGCCUACAAUAGGCAGCCCCGGUGCCACUGGCUUCAUACAAAUUCGCGUCUCUGGGGUUCUGGAUACAUACCACUCGGAUUUACUCAGCCUCAAUGACACGAAACCUGUGUGGUUGCGUACUGUGGGCUUUGGGAACGAUUCAUCGAACAUUGGAUAUGACAGCGGGACUACUAAGCUGUCGUCUGAGUGUACUGUUGCUAUCAUAGCCAUUACCAUUUGUAUCACCAUGUUCUUAUAA